AGCCCCACCAAAUCCUUUGAUUGGCCCAUCAGAUAUUUCUGUUUGAUUUUGAAGCGCCAUUUUCACAAUUUAAGCAAAUACUCGGGCCGAACUCACAAGUGAUCUGUAUAGCAAUCAGACAUAGCUGACUAGUACCCAGUACCAACGACGACUAUAUAUUCAAUAACAGCUAUUCACCAUAUCUCCAUCAACACUCAUCAACCAAGACAUGACAACCACUGCAGACACUGCCAUGGUUGUGGGCCAGCAGCCGCCAGUGCAGCACCAGGGAGACAGCAUUGCUCAAAAGCAGUCAUUCAUGUCUCAGACAGCAGAACAUCUUCAACCUCUAGUGCCUGAAGAGCGUUUGCAGGAACAGCCGUUUGUAGCAGAAGGAACGACGGUUCUGCCAGUGACGGUUGAAGCUGCUGCUUUUUCUGCUGUUCCAAAGGAACCCACUGAGCCUAUUGCUGCAGGCAACGGCAAUGCAGCUGUUCCUAUGCUUCUGCCUCCCCAAUCAUUAGAGACUCUUGGAACAAUGAAUCAGAAACUGUCAGCGACUGAAGCCUCUUCCAUAAACUUUAGCAUGCAAGAGCAAGAAAAUAGCUCAAUGUUAGGAUUUCAUACAACUACUGCCCUGCAACCUGUUAUGCAGGCAUCUGCUCCUUUGCUCGGUGCUGAUUAUCCAAAGCCUAUAAUGAACCCAUCUUCAACUAUACAACCCCAUCCCGCUACAAAUGGCUUCAAUGGUACAUAUUCCCUGGAAUCUGAUGCGCUACCAGCUUCUUUUGCUUCAUUGGGAGAUAUCGCCCAUACUACACCUGCCACGGAUAUGAGUUCAACUAUGGGAAAUCACCACACUCAUAACAUGCAUCACACCCCAUCUGCAACUAGUUUUGCCGAUGACGCUUCAAUGUAUGAUGGAUCGUACAGCCAUCAAAUGGAUAAUCAGUCAAUGAAUGGCCACGACAAUGACGAUCAUGAGCGUCAGGGUUCUGUCGAUUUUACAUCUCCGUAUCAGUCCACGUCUGUUCAAUCUAAUAAUACUGCUAUAACUAAAUCAGAGUCAUUUUUAGAUUCCAAAUUGCCCUUUUCUGGCGAACACGCAGCUUCAAACAUGGCAACAGAUUCGUUGUUGCUGUUUAAAGAUCAAAUCAAAUGGUUUUCAGGUUUGACUCGUAACAUGAGAAAACGUAAAGACGCUGUUAUUUUUCUUGUUCCUGUUGAUCCAAUUGCUCUUAAUAUUCCAACCUACUCCACAGUCAUUAAACAGCCCAUGGAUAUUUCCACAAUUGACAAAAAAUUGCAAAACAAGGGAUACUCUGAUGUUGCUACUAUCAAGGCGGAUUUUGAACUCAUGUUCAACAACUGCUACACAUUCAAUGGUGCCGACUCUCAGGUAUCAGUCAUGGCGAAAAACUUGCAGGCUUGGUAUCACAAGGAGUUGGAGAAACUUCCGCUUACUUUUCGUCCACCCGUCGAUCGUAAACCAAAACCACCUCAUCGGGAAUCUCUCACUGGUGGUGAAAAUCGUCCAAAGAGAGAACAGCAUUCUCUUACUCGGGAACAAACACCAAGUGCUAGCAAAAAAAACAAACCUCGCAAGGUGUCUCCAGAACUCAAGUUCUGCUCUUACAUUCAGCGCGAACUUUCAAAAAAGCAUCAUUCUCCAUACAAUCUACCCUUUCUUGUUCCUGUAGAUCCAAUUGCCUUGGGCAUUCCCCAUUAUCGGUCCAUCAUCACUCGACCCAUGGACUUGUCAACUAUGCGCAAAAAACUUGAUAAUGGAGAUUACGAGCAUGCAUCCGAGUUUGAGGCGGAUAUGCGUCUGAUGUUGAAUAAUUGCUACACAUUUAAUCCACCUGGCACUGAUGUAUACAAUUUGGGUAAAAGGCUUGAAGGUGCUUUUAAUAACAAAUGGACAGAAAAGGCAUCGUUUUUGGCGCAGCAUGAUGAAUCCGCUGCCAAACUCCAAAAAACGAAAUCUGCCUUUUCGACUACUCCUCACACAUCUUCUCAUCGUCCUCACGCAUCCUCUAUUUACCCCACAUCUACACCAACCCCUGCAUCAAGGCCAGCAAAUCAGGCAAUGUCAGCAUUUACGCCAACUGCAAAACCACCGACUGCUGCCAAGGCUCCCUUUCAAUCGGCUCAGCAUGACCAGGCUAAAACGCAAAAACCUUCUAGACACGGAAAACCAUUGUCCGCUGCUUAUACGCCUGCUUCUGCAUCUGCAAUAGGCUCUGGUUCAAAAUCGCGUUACGAUGAUACGGAUUCAUCAUCCGAGGAAGAUGCUGACACUCAGCACAUUGAGAUGCUCCAGACCCAAUUAAAUUUGCUAAACACUCAAUUGCAAAUGCUCACUGAUAAGCGAAAUAAGAAACGCAAGCGUAGGAGUCACGGCCAUGUGCAUGACUCUGCUGAGGUUGCCUCUCCUCCAGAGCCUGUUGCUCAAUCUUCUGCAAAGUCACGUUCUCGGACUCGACUCCCUGCACCUAAACCAGAUCGAAGACGGUCAAUCACGAAACGUGCACGCCCCAAUGACAGUGAUGAUGAAAAUGAGCCCGAAGAGAUCACAUAUGAACAGAAGCGGGAACUUAGUGAAAGCAUUGAUUUACUUCCUCAUGAGCGCUUAUGCACUGUUCUUGAAAUUAUCAAAGAGAAUGCGCAAUUGAAUACGACUGGAGAGGAGGAGAUUGUACUUGAUAUUGAUUCGUUAGACAAGAGUGUGCUCUGGAAACUGUACAAGUUUGUUCGCAAGCACACGCGGUCAAUUUCCAAGCCUGCUACAGAAGUUGCUAAAACUUCGACUGUCGCACCCCCCACUUCUAUCACACCCAUGAAGCAAGGAAAUGAGAGCUCAAGCUCAUCAGGGUCUGACUCUGAUGGUUCUGGUAUGCGCAGUCCUGGCAGUGACUAUUAAUAUGGUUGCUGCAUUGAUUGAUAUCUGACGAGAAUUUGUGAAAUGUUUUUCUUGUGGCUAUUCUCAAACUCAGAUUUUUUUGCGGUUUAUCAACUUUUGAAAAUCUGCCUUGUUCUUUUUCCGAUCCCUGUCUACUUUUGAUCGUAUCUAAACUUUUCAUUUCAACUUCUGAUAUUGGGGCAAUUUCAGGUUUGGUGUAGUGUGUAAAUACUUGAAUUUGGGACUACUUUGCUUUUAUCAGGCGAUGCUGCAUCGCUCCUGUUCAUCUUUACACAUUACACUAUUCUGUUAUCGCCAAACCCUCACAUUCUCGAUCCACACUGUCAUUUCCUACAUUUUGCUUUUACUACUAUUAUGUCUACUUCCACUUUCUAUUCUCACACUGCCUUCUCUUCUCCCAUUUGCUUUCCUACUUGAUCCAGCUAUUAUACUUUUCUCUGCUGAUCUUUAAGACUUGCAAUUAACAAAAAGACACCACCCCGAUUUUCAGAAUU
Molecule: messenger RNA, 3396 nt
Organism: Batrachochytrium dendrobatidis JAM81
Lineage: Eukaryota; Fungi; Chytridiomycota; Chytridiomycetes; Rhizophydiales
Exons: 4
Coding region: 209-2902 (897 amino acids)
Biological process (GO): regulation of DNA-templated transcription; chromatin remodeling
Cellular component (GO): chromatin; nucleus
Source: RefSeq, a predicted model, not a curated record